GAUAGCUACACACAACCCACACAUAUGUACUGCCCUGAUCCCUUUCUUCCUUCUACUAUAAAUCCAUGGCCUGCUUAACACAAACUUCAUCUCAUCGGCAAGCAACAUCAAAGUCUACUCCACACCUUCAGACUUUCAGAACCAAAGUGAAAUUUAGGUAGCCAGGAACACACCAGGUUCAACCAUGAUCCAUCCAAAGAAGCUUGCUCAGCUUGCCAAGAAGUGGCAGAGGAAGGUCGCAGCCGGAGCCGGUGGCCAGCAAGCCGAUGAGUGCUGCAGCACGGCAUCCAUCGCUGACAAGGGCCAUUGCGUGGUGUACACCGCCGACGGAGCGCGGUUUGAGGUCCCGCUGGCAUACCUCGGCACGACGGUUUUUGGUGAACUCCUGAGGAUGGCUGGGGAGGAGUUUGGCUUCGCGAGCAGCGAGGGAGGCAGGAUCAUGCUGCCCUGUGAUGCCAUGGUUAUGGAGUAUGUCUUGUGCCUGGUCAGAAGAGAUGCCUCCCAGGAGGUUGAGAGAGCGUUCUUGAGCUCCAUUGCUGGGCAUUGUCUCAACCAAGAUGCAUCGAUGGGACUCACCCAUCAAUUUUCUCUUUGUACGUAGCUUAGCUGCUGAAACUCUGAAGUAUUUUUGGUCGAAUCACAAGAACGCUGUACAGUGUAAUAUAAGAUUCUAUUAUCGAAGGUAAGAAUACAAGAUAUAUCCUUAUUUCUGAA
Triticum dicoccoides is the source of this 714-nucleotide messenger RNA. Its product is annotated as auxin-responsive protein SAUR36-like. Gene Ontology annotation, biological process: response to auxin. The transcript has a single exon. Bases 185 to 601 code for a protein of 138 amino acids. The record is from RefSeq and is a predicted model, not a curated record. Lineage: Eukaryota; Viridiplantae; Streptophyta; Magnoliopsida; Poales; Poaceae.